Aureobasidium subglaciale EXF-2481 is the source of this 3288-nucleotide messenger RNA. RefSeq lists its product as uncharacterized. Bases 1 to 3288 code for a protein of 1095 amino acids. The transcript has a single exon. The record is from RefSeq and is a predicted model, not a curated record. Gene Ontology annotation, biological process: tRNA export from nucleus; rRNA processing. Lineage: Eukaryota; Fungi; Ascomycota; Dothideomycetes; Dothideales; Saccotheciaceae. Gene Ontology annotation, cellular component: CURI complex; small-subunit processome; UTP-C complex.
AUGGACGAGGCCGAGGAGCUGGACGAGGAGUCGGACGAAGGCGAGAGCGAAGAGGAGGAAGAGGUGCAAGAAAAGGUCACCAAGGCCAAGGACAACAAGAAGGGUGGCCGCAACGUGUCGCAGGCAUCGGCGCUCGAGGCAAGCAGCGCGGCAUACACCGGAGGCACCUUCAAGAGCAACAUGUUCAAGCUGCAGGUCGACCAGAUGCUGCAGAACAUGCGCCCGCGACAGGGCGCGAGAGAGGCAGCUGCUGGCGAAGCGCUGCACAGCAUCAAGAAGCAGAUCGACUCGAUGCCCACGCGAGAGCCGCUGCCGCUGCUCGACGCCGAACGCGACAUGAUCAAGAAGUCAAAGGUCGCCAUCCCCUUCCCCGAGCCGCGGCCUGCGCACGACGUCAAGUACAAGCUGGCCUACGAGAAGCCGCAGAACAUCAACGUCGUCGGCAGCUUCCCGCUCAAGCUGUCUCUGCGUGACCGCCACGCUCCGCUGUCCAUCGACAUGCUCGUCACCAUGCCCAAGUCGCUGUUCCAGGAAAAGGACUACCUGAACCACCGCUACUUCUACAAGCGUGCCUUCUACCUCGCCUGUAUCGCCGCUGCCCUCAAGUCUUCGCUCAAGGAUCUUGUCUUCCAAUUCGUCAACUUCCGCAACAACCCUUUGCAUCCCGUGCUCCUGGUCCAGCCAAAAGAGUCGACUUCCGAGAACAACUGGCGCAUCAACAUCAUCCCUGGUAUUCCCGAGGGCACUUUUGCCGACAACAAGCUCUUGCCCAACAAGAACUGUGUGCGCCCCUCUCAGUCCGGCGACGACGAACAGACCCAAGACCUCGCCCCGACCCCCUUCUACAACGCUGCCAUCCAAGCCGACAGCCACAUCACAUCAUAUCUGAAGUUGCUUCACGCUUCUUCCACCUCGUGUGAGGGCUACACAGACGCUUGUAUGCUGGGUCGUGUCUGGCUUAGACAGCGUGGUCUUGCUUCCGACACAAACAAGGGCGGCUUCGGCAACUUUGAAUGGGCUGCCACCAUGGCAAACUUGCUCAGGACUGGUGCCGGCUCUGGAAAGCCCGUCUUGUCCAGUGGCUACAGCAGCUACCAACUCUUCAAGGCCACUCUUCAGUAUCUCGCUGUGAAGGAUCUCGCCAAGGAGCCUGCCCUGCUUGAUGCUGCCGGUGUCACUCUCGCUACCGAGAACGGCCAGCCGAUCCUCUACGACGGCCCUCGCGCUCAGAACAUCCUUUACAAGAUGACAAACUGGUCUUACCAACACCUCCGCGCCGAAGCCCGCACCACCCUCAAAAUGCUGGGAGACAAUCUCUUUGACCAAUUCGACUCUGCCUUCAUCCUCCGUUCUGACAACAUCCUGAAGAGAUACGACUUGGCCGUCCGUGUUCCUUGCUCAGCACUGACCUCCGAAAUCACCGAGGAUCGUCAAUUGCUCGAGAGAUAUGCAAAGCUUCACGCCGUCGUCAGUAAAGGUCUCGGUGAUCGUGCUACCCAAGUUGUCAUCCAAUCUCCUGACCACGAGUCCUGGGCACUCGGAUCUGCAAGACCCCAGAUGGAGCGUAAGGGUGAGCUUCUGGUCGCCGUCAACCUCGACGCUACCAACGCUGCUCGUGCCGUUGACCAUGGUCCUGCUGCCGAGCAAAAGAAGGAGGCUGCCGCUUUCCGCAAGUUCUGGGGUGAGAAGGCUGAGCUGCGUAGAUUCAGGGAUGGAAGUAUCUUGGAAAGUUUGGUGUGGGCCACCAACGCUGGAAUGUCCAUCAUCCAGCAGAUCCUCACAUUCCUGCUGUAUCGACACUUUGGACAAGAAGCGGCUGCUAGUGCCGUCUUCUCCGGGGAUGAAUGCGCUCGUCUUAUCAAGCAGAGCAACGGGCUUGUUGCCUUCCAACCCUUGAUGGAGGCUUUCAAGACGUUGGAAAGUGAUAUUCGUGGCAUGGAUGAUUUGCCUCUCACCAUUCGUUCUAUCCUAGCGUCUGACUCACAGCUCCGUUACUCCUCGAUCGAGCCACCACUGUCGUCUCAGCGUCAGAUGAAGCGUCCGGCUGGUGUUGUUCUCCAAUUCGAGGGAUCAGGUCGCUGGCCGGACGAUCUCGUUGCUAUUCAACGUACCAAGAUUGCUUUCCUCCUCAAAAUUGGUGAGCUUUUCGGGACAUCACAGGAGGAUGUCACACAUCGCAUUGGCUUGGAGAACGAAGGAGAGGAUAUCUUGAACCAGGCUUUCUUGGAUGUCAUCUACCCUACUGGCUUCUCUUUCCGCAUUCGCAUCCACCACGACAGAGAACAGACUCUAAUCGAACGCGUUCUCAAAUCGCAAUCUGCUGCACCUAGCGAGAAAGAGACUGCAGCCGUCGCACUUGCUACCUACAAGCGCGUGUUUAUCAAGUCGCCUACUCAUACUCAGGCCUUGCAAAAGUUGUGCACGAGGUACCCCGUUCUCUCUCCAACUGUUCGCUUGAUGAAGAAGUGGUUUUCGGAGCACUUGUUGAGCAAUCACUUUUCUGAGGAGGUCAUCGAGCUCUUUGCGAUUCAUACUUUUACCCGUCCAUGGCCGUACAACACCCCUUCAUCGACACAAGCUGCAUUCUUGCGCACCCUAUCCUUCCUCUCUCGUUUCGAUUGGCGCGCUGAUCCUUUAAUCGUGGACCUUGGUGGUGAUCUCAAUACCGACAACGUCGCAGCAGCAACAACACGCUUUGAGGCAUGGCGUAAAUUGGACCCGGCGCUCAACCGUGUUGUUCUCUUCGUCGCCAGCAGUGAUGACCUCGAAGGCACGACCUGGACGGACGGCACUCCUGCAAAGGUUGUUUGUGGCCGUAUGACUGCACUCGCAAAGGCCGCAACAGCUGAAGUCGAGGCCAAGUCGUUGUCGCUGGAUGUAGAGACACUCUUUGUCUCCCCUCUCGGCGACUAUGAUUUCGUCAUUCACCUGAAUCCCACGAGUGCAAAGUCCAAGGCUGCAAGUGGAAAGUACAAGAACCUUGCCAUCGCCGAGGAGACUAAUGCGGACCUCGUCGACUAUUCACCAACGGAUGCUUUCUUCCAAGAAUUGCAAAACGUGUAUGGUCAGUCAUUGGCCUUGUUCUAUGGCGGGCCUGGUAGCACUACCAUUGCUGGUCUGUGGAGUCCUGUCACUGCUGCUAGAGCUUGGAAGGUAAAUCUUUCGUACUCUACUGUGCCAGUCAAGAAGGGCGAGGAGGUUAUUGCAGAGAUUAACAAGACUGCCGUGUUGGCUGAAAUGGCUAGAUUAGGUGGCGGAUUGGUCAGGAAGAUUGAAGCGAAUCGAUAG